Messenger RNA from Octodon degus (degu), 1542 nucleotides. RefSeq names its product G protein subunit beta 1 like (gene Gnb1l). The transcript has 8 exons. The record is from RefSeq and is a predicted model, not a curated record. NCBI's taxonomy places the organism in Eukaryota, Metazoa, Chordata, Mammalia, Rodentia, Octodontidae. The coding region runs from base 280 to 1263 and encodes 327 amino acids. Gene Ontology annotation, molecular function: protein binding.
UUCCCGCGCGAGACGGGGCGGUCGGCGGGAGAACCUUGCGUUGCGCAGUCCGGAGAGGAGCCUUCUCCGUCGUUUCCCAGUUUCCUGCCGGCUGGGGGGCGCUCUAAGCCCCUGGUCAGGCUCCCAGCGACCUGGCCUGGGGCCUCUAUUUCUUGAUGAUGCUUGGACUGUAGCUCUCCCCUGCAGACCAGGGAGAGCUGUCUCCAACAGCGUCCUGUCUCCAACUGUGGAUCCUGAAUCCUUUCUCGCGUGUUCGCAGGUGACUGCACCCUGCCUAGCAUGGCUGUUCCCCUGUCCCCACCACCGCCAGACCCGCAGUUUGUUCUACGAGGCACACAGUCAGCAGUAAAUGCAUUGCAUUUCUGUGGUGGAGCUGAGGUCCAUGGGUGCCCACUCCUCUUCUCAGGAUCUCAGAAUGGUCUUGUUCAUAUAUGGAGCCUGCAGACCCGGAGAGCAGUUGCCACCUUGGAUGGCCAUAGGGGCCAGAGUGUAACUUGGCUGCAGAUGCUGCCCCAGAGCCCUCAGCUCCUCAGUCAGGGCCGGGACCUGCGACUGUGCCUAUGGGACCUGGCAGAGGGCCGAAAUGCCGUUGUGGACUCCAUAUGCCUGGAAAGUGUGGGCUUCUGCAGGAGCUCUGUUCUGGCUGUGGGGCAGGCACGCUGGACGCUUGCAGUGCCAGGGAAAGGCAUUGAUGAGGUUCAGAUUCUGGAGAUGCCAUCCAAGACGUCAGUGUGCACCCUGAAGCCGGAGGCAGAUGCCAAGCCAGGCAUGCCCAUGUGCCUGGGGCUGUGGCAGGCAGAGUCCAGUUCCCGCCCCUUCCUUCUGGCUGGCUAUGAGGACGGAUCGAUAGCCCUGUGGGAUGUCUGGGAGCGGAAGGUGUGCAGCCGUAUCUCCUGCCACGAGGAGCCCGUCAUGGGCUUUGACUUCGACUCUCAGAAGGCUCGAGGCGUCUCUGGCUCUGCAGGGAAGGCUCUGACUGUCUGGAGCCUGGAUGGCCAGCAGGCCCUACAGGUGUGCAGCACUCACCAACUUACCAAUCCUGGGAUCUCUGAGGUUACAAUCCGUCCAGACCACAAGAUUCUAACCACUGCAGGCUGGGACCAUCGCAUCCGUGUGUUUCAGUGGCGGACGAUGAAGCCACUGGCAGUGCUGGCUUUCCACAGUGCUUCUGUCCACUGUGUAGCCUUUGCCACCAAUGGCUUGCUGGCUGCUGGAUCCAAAGAUCAGCGCAUCAGCAUCUGGUCACUGUAUCAGCGUAUGUGACCCAGCCACUCCUGCCUCUAGAGACUCAGAAGACAGGAGGUAGGCAUCUCACUCCAGUGAUGGCCCAGUCAAGUGGACACUGACCAUCAAGGGCCCCUAAGGACCGGCAGGUGUGGCUCAAGGACCAUAGUCUUCACUUUUUCAUGAAGCUCACUAUGGCAUCCAUAUGACAGUGACCCUGACGCCUAGCAAGACAUCUGGUACCUGUAGCCUAUGAAGAGUUCUGGCAUGGGCCUGGCAGUGCUGCCAGCCUGAGCAUAUUGUAUAAUAAAUUUUCUG